AGUCUGGUCAGCAGCUGGAGCAGUAAGGGAGGCCGUAAGGAGGACAGUGCGUUGCAAGGAAAGAAAGGACAUCAAGAACAAAGCGUCUCGUCCCAGUUGCGCCUCUCAUGGCCCAGAUAGGCACCGAAGCAAGCGCGAGCCGCGCGAUAGGCCGAGACUGGGCCGAGCCAAGUCAUCCGCGCGAUGGGCGCGGGGGAGACUCGAGUCUCCUCCACCCCCCCCCCCCCCCGCUCUGUCCCCGCGCCGCGGGCCACGCCAAUUUGGGCGAGUAGGUUUUUUGGCUGUUGUGGAUUCACGUCAGCCUACACAAUGCAUUCUCAUUCUCAGUCCCCGUCCGUCACGCGUCGUAUAUAUUCGGAUGUCUCCCCGACAUUCUAUCUCGAACACCAUUUCUCGCACUCUCUUAUCGAAAAGCGCUUAGUACAACCGAAGUUAGUAACUUGCAAAGCUGUAACGGGCACAAGUCGGACCAAGUAGUGGCACGCAUUGUAGUGCACCUAAUUAAUCGACGCGCCUCGGAAACCAAUCAACGUUGACGAUCUCCAGCGAGUUAUUACCUCGUCGGCUGCUGAAUUACUGCCCGGCGCACGCGGUGGUGAGGUUAGGGUUCGUAUUACUACCACGUUACGCUAAGUUAGUACUAGUACUAACUUCCCGAGCCACGGCGCCGCCUCUCGUGAAUGGAUCCCACGCUCCCGUCGCCGCCAAUGAGCAUUCUCCACGCGCUCGCCACGUCAGCAGCGCCGGUGAUCGAGGACCCCCGCGCGCCGCUCUCGGAGCGCCUCCGCGCGCUCAUCAUCAAGGCGGAGGCUGCGGGAGCCACCACCGGUCUUGCGCCGCCGCCGCCGCCGCAAAUUGCGCUGCCGGUCGAGGCGCCCAGCGACGCCGGUUCCCACGGAAGAUUCUUCCCGAAAUCCACGUCAGAACCCGGUGUUUCUGGCGCAGUUCCCGGCGCGAUCUCCGCCGGCUGGGGCUUCCGGGGUGACAAUGUCGGGUGUGACACUACAGGGCGGCUUACAGCGGGGCUCGAGAGUCUUUUCAAAUCAUACCCCUCGUUUCCCGGAGCUGUUAAUGAAUCAUCCCCGUCCGUCCGCGUUUACCGCCAAAACGCGCCGAUCAACGGCUGCGGGAGCAGCAGCGCCAACCCCCCUCAUUCCCCCCGCGGCUUAUCCGAUUCCCCGCGCUCCCCGCGUUCCCCGCACUCCCCGCACUCCCCCGCGCGGCAUCACCGCAGCUUCGCGUCGCGCCUCGCCGCUCGCGGCCCGUCCUCCGCGUCGCAGAAGGUUCCGCCGCCGUCCGUGGCGCACCUGAUCCCGGAGCGCCCAUCGCCCCAACUUGUCUCCGAUUCGUCUGCGAAUCAGCAGCCCCUACCGCCCUCUUACCCGCAGCAGCAGCAGCAGCAGCAGCAGCAGCAACUCAUUGGAAAAUAUCAGGGAGUUCCGAGGCGUGUCGCCUCCCCUUUCGCCCUAUUCGACGCGGGAAUCAGCCCGGCCGCCCUCCUCGAGUCGCCUAUCAUGGCAGGCCACCCAGCCCCAACCCUGGGUUCGGCAGCAGGCUCGGCAGGCAGCUCAGCCUCGGCACAAGCCGGACCUGCUGUGGCCGGAUCACCCCUUAGUAGCUUAGUACCUCCGCCACUCUCCCUCCCGGCCUCAGGUGUCUCUGCUGCCAUCGAUUCCUCAGAUAUCAGUUCCCCUCCCCCCGCUGUGGCUCACGGGUUCUCAAAGGUGCUUGCACUGAAACCAGCGCCCGUUACUGUGCCAGGUUCGGACGCCUCCGAGCCUGUUGGUUUGGAAUUGUCCGAGCCUGGGAUGGAGGGUGAGGAGGAGACCCCAACUUCUGGUGUGGAGAACCCGGCAGUGCUGGGGUUUGAUGCGCCUGGAGGGAACGGUGACGUGGCAGACGACCUGAAUGACCUGUUUGACUUCUUUGACUCGCUGGUGGGCGGCGCGAGUGGGAGCGAGGGUGAGCAGAAGAAGCCUGCCGGGAAGCUUCUCGGAAGGAACAGCAGCUGCUGCAGCGACCAGAGCGGCUCUGGCUUGAACGCUUCGGACAAGAAGGAAAUUUCUGAGAGCAGGUUUCGGGCAGGGAGGAAAUUCGGGAGCAUGGAGGGCCUGGAGGCGGACGCCAACACGGAAUUUAUUUUGGUGCCUGCCCAAGACGGGUAUAACUGGCGAAAGUACGGGCAGAAAAUGGUGAAAGGCUGCCAGCACCCCCGGCUUUAUUUCCGCUGCACGUAUCCGGGCUGCCCGGUAAGAAAAACGGAGGAGCAGGCAGACAGUGGCGAGGUGCUAGAAAGGAUCUACCGGGGGUUGCACAACCACCCACCUCCCGGGCUGCCCGAGAAAGAAACUCAGGAGCAAGAGUGGGAGACCAGGCGUGAGCAGCAGCAGCAGCCAAGUGAAGCUGACAUGGAUGCAACAACGGGCGACAGUGACAGGAAUGCUGCUGCUGCUGCUGCUGCUGCUGCUUCUCCCGAGCUUCCCCUGCUUUCUUCCUUCACCUCACUCCCUCUGCUUCAAGCCGACUCCACAACCAGAAGGCAGGGUAACCCUGCUGGUUACCAGGCUGGUAGCCCUGUUACCGACCACCAGGGGACACAGGAGAGGCUCUGGGGGAAGAGGCUGUUUCUUCAUCACAGCCGUUUAUCUGCCCCUGCCAACCUGCAGAUCUCAGCCGUUGAUCUGCUUACUGACCCUGAUAGUGAGGGCCCUGCAGGGAGCAGUGGGGGGUCGAGUGCGAGUGGGGAGAGGAAGAGGAAGGAGAGAGCAGGGUUGGGGGGCUCUAUUGGAGAUGUGUCAGCCGACGGCACGGAGGAUGAUGUGACCAGCGGAGCUGCUUAUAACGAGGCGGCUGGAGCCGCGGAUAAGAAGCCGAGGCGAAGCGCCGAAGUGCUUGUAUGUGCACAGCAGGUGAUAGACGAACCAAAACUCGUGGUCGAGAUGCGUAGCGAGAUGGAGGUGCUAGACGACGGGUACAGGUGGCGCAAGUAUGGGCAGAAGGUGGUGCGCGGUAACCCUAAUCCGCGGAGUUACUACAAGUGCACACAUGCCGGGUGCCGUGUGCGCAAGCAGGUGGAACGAGCAGUCCAUGAUCCGUUCAUCGUGGUUACCAGUUACGAAGGCCGCCAUACCCAUGCCAUGCCGGGCCCUGUGUUCUCCCCCGCUCCUCCUGCUGGGAGCGGGGACGGGGAGAGGGAGGGUAGUGCUGCUGCUGCUGCUGCCUCCAGCCCUGCUCUUCCUCCGAUGUCUGCUCUUCGGCUGCCCGGCGAAGCGGUGGCAGUGAACGGGGUGGGGCACUGGGUGCUGCACUAAUGGGUGGAGUGAUUACAACUGCAUGCUUGCGUGCAUGCUGGGUGCUGCUCGCCCUGUGCUGUCUACUCUUAGGCUGCCUGGCGAAGCUGUGGCAGUGAACGGGGUGGGGCACUGGGUGCUGCACUAAUGCACAGCGCUGCUGCUGCUGCUGCUAUUGCUCUUUCCCCCUCCCCCCCCUCUCUGGCGUUCUGUGGCUUCCUUCCUCCCUCCCUCUCCUCCCCCUCAACUUAGAAUCACAUCCCUGCCGAGCGUUUCAAAGUUGGCCUGCCAAGCCCACUACCCUCAACUGCGGACGCUCCCGCAAAUCCUCCGUCCUUCAGUUUCCCCUCCUCUAUUCUCUCCCGUCCCCCUCGCAUUACUAUUUUUGAGGCGCCUAAAAAAUCCUUCAGUUUCCCCUCCUCUAUUCUCUCCCCUCCCCCUCGCAUUACCACCCUCAACGGUCACAAUCACAUCCUUGUGGAUCCCUUCAAAGACGGCCUGCCAUGCCCACUACCCUCGACAACCCAACUCAUCCUCCCUCCUUCCUCUCGUCCUCCUUAUAAGUCACCUCAUUAGAGGCCUAGAGUGACUACAGCCACAUCCUUGCGGAUCGCCUCAAAGACGGCCUGCCAUGCCCACUACCCUCGACUUGAAGCAUGCGUGCAUCUUGGGUAGUCGCUGUGGGAGAUUGCCUUUGAAGGAUCCGCGAUGUGAUGUGAUUACCUACAUUGGCUAGUAUAGUAGUUGAUCCACCUUGUGUAUUAUAUUUUAUGUUCAAGCUUUUAUAUU
Closterium sp. NIES-67 is the source of this 4079-nucleotide messenger RNA. The record is from the annotation of a GenBank genome assembly. Lineage: Eukaryota; Viridiplantae; Streptophyta; Zygnematophyceae; Desmidiales; Closteriaceae.